Molecule: messenger RNA, 2791 nt
Organism: Caenorhabditis sp. 36 PRJEB53466
Lineage: Eukaryota; Metazoa; Nematoda; Chromadorea; Rhabditida; Rhabditidae
Source: the annotation of a GenBank genome assembly
AUGGUACUUGAAGGCUUCUUUAAAAUUCAUCAAAACCAUUUUAGAUUCGAAUCUACACCUCCGAGACAUGGCCUUCUCGUAUAUUUUGGGGAGUGGUAGUUGUUACAUGCGUUACUUUUUUCAUGAUUCAGGUGCCACCCAAGUUUCUAAAAAUUGAUAGUGAAAGUUUAAUAAAGACAGGGUGGAAUUUUACUCAAGUUCUAUUAUUCCCAUCCGACGGCCAUGAAAAUUGAUGAACUCCUCUUGCCACAUACGUUUUUACCAUCUAUCUCGAUCUGCCCGUAUGGAUUCAAACAAAAUGGUAUAAUUGUUAAAAAUUCCUGAUAAUAGUUUGAAAAUUUCAUUGUAUUACAUUUGAAAGGUGAUUUUUUAAGAUUAUAUGUUUCGUAUUAUUAUGAAAGGGGAAAAAAUGAUAGAAGUUUCACAGAAUGAUUUGAACGUUUCUAGCAGGGAAAUUCUAAUUCGAGACAGGUAUUUCAGUUUAGAUUCUCGCAAACAUAACACGUCAACUUUUCAGCUAUUUAUGUAAAGAUGUGAUUAAAUCGGUUUCAUUCGGACAUUCACAAAAAAUCGAUUUCUGCAAUAUGUCGCGUGCACCUAUAUCCGAUUUUGGAAAGUGUUUCACAUUUGAUGAUUGGAAGAAGAAUCCUACAUCUUCAAUAACAUUGGAACUGAAAAAUAAUUUUCAAAGUAAAGUAACUGCGCCAAGGAAUUCUGGCAACGGCACUCUACCGCGAUCGUACAAGAACAUCCUGCAGCUGCUGCAAGCUUCGUCGAUUUAGCUCGAGACUUACAUCGAGAGCGGAAGAGUGCGAUGGCCAGACUUCUGCGGCUGAAAUUAAUGCUUAAAAAUAGACUUGUAACAGGCCGGGCCGGUCUUUUGCGUGCGUAAAAACAUUGAAAAAAAAAGAAAUUUCUGGAAAAUAAACCAAACAUUUUGAAAAAUUUUAAUAUUUUCUCUUGAAACUGGCCGACUGGGCCCGCCCUGUAUUUGGCAAGUCUGAUUCAAACAAGAGCCAUUGACUUUAAUGUAUUCAGAAGCAUUCACAGCUCACAUUCACAGUGGUCUAAUCGACGCUUCAAAGUUAUCAUCUCAUUACUGGAUUAAAACAGGAACACAUGCAAAGUUAUCAUUCAGUAUUCAAGAAGUAAUCUUUCUUAUAUAUAAAGCACAAGAGCCAUCUGUCCGUCUGCCUGUCUUUUUGUAUGUUCGCUGACUUGUGAGCGUAGCAGAAAAAAGACGGACCGGACAAAACCGAACCCGUUUUCCCACGUAGUCACCAACUUGUGUAUACAUAUAUACUCUAUUUUACAACAAUGUACUUUGUUCAGAAACGUUUGUUAUCUAGAUCUAAUUGGGGGAAAUGCAAAGACAAUCAGAAUGGGUAUCCUUAUAGUCAAUCAGAAUGUUUCGAGCACUGCUCAAUGGCUGGAUUUUCCCGUGGGUGAGUUUUUCAAAUUCUCUGUUGCUCUGCCAAAGCAAGCGAUAACUUUUAUUUCAGUUGCGAUUGUCAGCCGUUUUUUGAUGGAACGACUCAAAAGCAUUGCAUUGUUGAACAACUUUUGAACUGCACCAAGUGUCAGUUAAGAAAUUUAUGAGAAAAACCAAAGAAACCGUUUUCAGUUGCACAAGUGGAGUGUGAUUGUCCUGUUCAAUGCUACUCACACGAUAUUCAUCUUCGACCACUGUCUUCGAUAAAGAACAUGCAGAAGUGACUGAUCUAUAAUGGAAAAAAGGCAUUACCAAAAAUGAUUAACGUUUCAGUACGACAACAGUAACAUUUCAAUUGAAUUCGUUAAGAAUGAAAAGCCAUCGACAGUACAAAAGAUUUAAACAAAUCGACUUGAUGAGUAAGUCAACAUGCAUGGGAAGGUAACCAUGAUUGUGCCUUACCAUGAGCCUGAGUCUUACCUUAUGCCUAAUUUCUACUACAUUUAAUAAAAAUUUAAAUUAAAAGAAUUGCAAAAAUACCUUACGGAGAAGUAAAACUGCGUUUUCUUUAUUGAGACAUUAUUGUUCACUAGACAGAAAAUAAUUCCUCAUAAGGUAAGAUAACGCUUAGUGCUCUUUUCAAUUAAAUUUCUUUCAAUUAUUCUUUCGAAAAAUCUCAAAACAGAAACAAAACUAGCAGUCCUGUCAUACAGCUACAUGGUUUGUAUUUGGCAUAAAAGCACUUCAUUUUCAUUUUUUACUUUUAUGCUUAACUUGACAUCGGCGUACUGUGCAAUUUAUGUUCUUGCUUUGAAACAAUUUGAUGUUUAAAGUGAUUCUUAUUAUAGAUUUGUAUGCUCGAACUAAACGUCUUCAGGUUAUAUUGGUGGAGUGAUGGGAUUAUUUCUCGGAAUGAGCUGCAUAACACUUAUUGAAGUGUUCAUCUAUCUCGUGAAAACAGUUUUUGGUACUUUGAAUGGAACGAGGCACAAGGAAUUUGCGGAUAAGUUCAUGUCAGAUGACUCCGACAGUUUCCGAGGAUCACAUGAAGAAAUAAUUAUCACUCAAAAAAUGUGAGUUGAUAAUAUUAUUCGUGAAAAUGUCUACAAGUGUUUAUCAGAAAAAAGAAUGUCGAUCUGUCUCCACUUGUUGAAGAGAGAUUGGAAGAGCCAACUUUUUCAAUUGAAAAUAAACGGUUUUCUUGUAUUGCUCCAAUUCUGGAUAACCCGAUGAACGGUAGAAAAGUAAGAACAUACGAUUUCUAUGGUACGUACAACUACUAUUUUUCAGUUACCACCUUAUCGAUCAAACUACGUGUUGAAAAGAAAUUCGACGUAUCUUGGAGCUUGUGAUUUUUGA